AUGAGAAGGAAGAAUCAAAACAUCCAUGAGUAAUUCAAAGAAGAAGAAGCUAAAUCAAUGCAGUUCAUGCAGAAACUGAAUUAAAUCAAGAAGUCAAACAAAGAAUCCAAGGAGAGGACAGUUAUCAAUCAGCAUAAACUUGAGUGGUUUAAGAAAUUCAGACAAUCUCAGAAAAGAGAGAAAUAACUUGAAGAUGAACUAAAUGAAUUCAUAAGCAAAAAUCCGAAUUUGACAACAAACUACGACGAAUCGAAGUACCUGCACAAUUAAGUUGAAUCUUAUCAGUUAUCAACCAAUGAAUCCUCUAAAAUGCUUUCUAUUAUGCCAGAUAGCCAGCUAGAUUCUAUGAACUAGGGAGGUAUGGAUGAUAUAGAGACCUCAAUGCAGAGUGAUAAUAAGUCUACUAUUUUCAAAACAUAGCCAAAUGAAGUCAUAAUUAGAACAAGACAGUCAAAUAUCCCUGAAAGCCCAAUUGAUAGGUUCUCGAUGCAAGAUCUUAAGUCUGAAGAGUAUCAUCAGAGCAUUAAGAGACAAGAUUUCCAAAAGCAACUGUAUCAGUCUGUAUUUGGCUUAAAGUCCUAUAUAAACUCAAUUAAGGAGGAUUUUAAAACCAUGAAAAUGAAACCGAAGGCAGCUGCAUAAAUUAAACAAGACAUAGAAAGAAAAUAGCAAGAGAUAGACAAGUUAAUAGAGUAAAUGAAGGAAGGCUUCAUUGAAAUCGGCAAGCAAUUGAAAAGUGAGAUGAGCUAGGUGAACAUUGAGUUGGGCUUUCAUAGAUAAGAACUAGCAGAAAUACUAGGGUUUGAAGACCAGGUGAAAGGAUUUGACCUUGAAUUUAUGACUGAUGAGUCAAUAGAUUUUCUAGACAUCUAUGCAUAGUUCUUAGGAGAUGAUGAGUAUUGUAAAAUGAAGGAGAACUACUAAAAGGCUCUGGGAACAAUGCAUGAUAUAAACACAUUGGAGUUGGAAAGAUAUAGAAUGAACUGCCCAAUCGAAUAUGAAGAAUUGCUGUAAUAGUUUGGAUAACAGACCUUGCUUAGAUUCUAAGCUAUUCAUGAUAGCUAUCUAAAAUAGGGAAAAACAAGAGAGAUGUACAUGUAGAGACUCUAAUUAGAAUUCAAGGAUGAGUAACUAAAGAAAGAUGAUUAUGAGUUGCUUGAUCAAUAUUAUGAACAUAAAAGGUGGUUCAAGUAAAAAUCAAAAGCUUUAUUCAGAGAUUGGGAAAGAGAUAAAAAAGAUCUUAAAGAAAAGGCAGUCAGACUUAUUGAGUAAGAAGUAGAAGAAAACAAGGCUAAGUUGAUGAAAGAAUUAGAGCUUCUUAAGACUGAAAGCUAAAAGGAUUAAAAACAUAAAGUAGUUGAGGAAAAAAGGAAAGAUUAUGAAGAAAAAAUGAAAAUUAUCAAGGAAAUUGAACUAGAAAAGAAAAGAUAGGAAGAGGAGGAAAAGCGAUAGAAAGAUGAUAUUCAGAAGAAGAGAGCUGAGGAACAAAAGUAAAUAGCUUCAAGCUAUAAGCAGGUCAAGAAAGAAGAGUAAUAAAAGAAAACUAUACUUGAUAAAGAAAAGGAAGAAGAGGACAAGAGGAAGAUACUCGAAGAGUUAAAGAAAAAUAAAGACAAGAUAGAUAGCAUACAGAAUAGAGAACUUGAAAAAGUAGAGUAGAAGCAUUAGUUGAUAUAAUAGAAGGCUAUGGCACCAAAACUUUAAAAGGAGAGAUUAGAUAAGGCUGUUGAGAAUUACAGCUUUAGACCCUAGGUAGAGGCAGACUAGGAUAGGUUAAUUAAGGAAACAGCAGCAAGAGAGAUAAGGAAAAUAACUAUUAGAGAUAAUGCAGAUCAAGUGAAUUUAUUCCAGAAUCCUGGUUAUACGAUCGAUGGAUUGAUGAAGGAUAUUAGAUAUAAAGUGAGUACAGCAUUAGCAGAAGCAGGAUUACAGAAUACCAGUUAUGGCUAGUAGGUUCUUAAAGGUCUCAGCUCCAAUGUGCAGCCAAGAAGUGACAUGAUGGGAAAUAAAUUCUGA
Messenger RNA from Stylonychia lemnae, 2016 nucleotides. NCBI's taxonomy places the organism in Eukaryota, Ciliophora, Spirotrichea, Sporadotrichida, Oxytrichidae. The record is from the annotation of a GenBank genome assembly.